Molecule: messenger RNA, 4741 nt
Organism: Centruroides sculpturatus (bark scorpion)
Lineage: Eukaryota; Metazoa; Arthropoda; Arachnida; Scorpiones; Buthidae
Exons: 1
Coding region: 51-4697 (1548 amino acids)
Source: RefSeq, a predicted model, not a curated record
CAAUCAAUUUUUCUGUAUUUGCUCAGGUGAGUGACUCUACUUUCACUACGAUGGAUUCCAUCGUGUCAUCCCCUUCAUCUAAUAGUAACAUCCACGGACUGGUCCACCCUACGGUCGACGAAAAUACCCAACCAACGAACGUUACAAAUGGCGUCCGCCAUGUUGACCCGUACGAAGCUGGCACCGGAUAUGCCUCUUCGGCCAGUAUUCUUACCUCAGCCCCUACACGCCGCAGCUCAAGGAGGAAGAAUUGCCCCCCAUCGAACCCGAUAAAAGAUAUCGGAAAUAAAUCUACAGCAGAGAACUCUCUUUCCACCAAACCUACCGUGAACAUCCGUAGGCAACGAGGAAGACCGAGGAAAUCUGCUCGUCCGUGCACCGAGAUCAACGACUCUACCACUCCAGUGGUCCCGAAUCUACCAGAUACAACAAUCUCCGAUCCCGAUCAAUCUCCAGUAGUCCCUAUCCGAAACCCCUCCAUCCAGGUCUCUUCGAACACCGUAUACAAUCACACCGUUGGUUGCACCUUUGACAGGAAUUCUGCGGUUUUUCCAUGUCUCGCUGCUGACUGUAAGAAGGUAUUCUUUAGUCUACACUCCCUUAUGUCACACUCGGGCAUGGUCCACAACUCCCAUCUUAACCCACUCUGGUCUUGCAACUCAUGCCAACUCUCAUUUAAAACCCGGCUCAAGCUUCUGGAGCACGAGUUCUCAGCACAUCAAAUUGACUUUCCUUAUAAGGCUAACCCAAUAACUCCUGAGGGGUUGCCGACAGGCUCUCGGGCGAUUGACUAUAUCGUGAGAAAAGGUGUCAACAAAUUCCCCUGCCUCUUCGGCUGCGAGAUCGUCACCGACAGGAAAGACUCUCUCAUCGGGCACACACUUACGGCGCAUGAUACUCUCCUAAGAAUAAUUAUCAAGUGUGAUGCCUGCUGCUUUACCACCAUUGACAGCAACGAGUUUUCGAGCCACAAAGCCAAGCGCUGUCCGGUAUCUCUCCCCGGUCCGCCUAAUUCGACCCUAACAUUGGAUCGCAUAAAAGAUCACCUUAGAGACGCCGUCGGACUCGUCGGUUGGAAUCCCGUUAACGUAAGACACUUCCUCGAGCUCCGGGAUAUCCACUUAGACCCCGAAGCCAUAUCCAAGGGCCUGGAAAGUCUGAGGGAGGCGCCCAAUGCGAUCAUCCCUAUAAAGAAAAGCAAUAUGGCUAGGUGCCAGAAAUCUAUCCAAGCCGUCAACAACCACCCGGUAGGUAGCCAAACUCUAAUCUCUAACGCGACCAACGGGGUUCAGGGGGGAACUGUCCCCUCUCUUCCCGGUACUCCCCCGUUACCUGCACCCCCGGUCCAGGUUGCAGGCCCUCGCCAAGUUUGUACGGUUCAUAUAGAAACCACUGCCCCGCAGCCUCCCCCCUCUGAGGCCUAUCCGCCAAUUCUCCCUCCGCCCACUCAAGACAUCGAUGCCUCUUCCUGUUCCGCUUUGGCCGCUACCAUACCUCCUACCGUGCGCUCCUCUCCGCCGUCUCUUGCCGAAGCCGUCUCUCCCUCCUCCAGAUCCAUCCACCUCAACUCCUCGCCAUCGUCUAACGCUCGUAACGCCUCGGUUACUACUUCUCCUCACAACAUUACUCAGACUCCGGCCCCCGGAAUCACUCUCCAAUCCCCUAUCCACCCACAGUAUUCGUCUCUCACCGUUGCGCCGCACUCCCGGUGGCAACUACGCAAUCCGAUCAUUAAAUCUGCCGAGGAAUGGGAUAAGGCUUGCUCUACUAUCGCCGAAUUAACUAGAGCAUAUGUAAUCUUCGACGAAGAUCCCUGGGAAGAAGUGGAGCGAAAGGAUCGCGACCUUAGAGAAGCGCUAUAUAGCUGCAUUUGGUCUCUAACCCACCCCUCCACCCAAACCGAUGGUACCGUCUCCCAUCACGACGUUAGUCACUCGGGGCAUAUUCCGCAGGACAAUAGCUCUACUGAUAGAGAGGUCAACUCGGUACAACAAGAAAUUUUAGACAUCAACGCACGCCUGAACCAACGAAACUUGACAUUUCGGCAGAGAGGCGAACUGCUGAGAAGACGUAGGAAACUCCUCUCGGACCGCUCGGCCUCCUUCUGGCGUCGAAAAUUCAACUUCCGGCCGAAGCAGGUAUUCGAAGAGUUGAUCGCCGGAUCUUCGUCACCUCGAUGUCUCCUCACUUUGUCCACCAUAGAAGAGGCGUUCCGUGCAAGAUACUCCCAGGAGAUCGACGGUAACACACCACCUGCGGAGUCCUUUGGCGAAUGCCGUUUUCAAUUACGUCCCCCCUCUCUCGAUGACAUCGAUCACGUACUUAAGAAAACUCACGGAAGUUCCAGCGCCGGAUACGACGGUAUCCCUUACGCAAUCUGGAAACGCUUUCCCGCACUCAAACCGUGGCUUUUGGUCCUUUUUGCUAGGUGCUGGAAAGAGAAAAGGAUUCCGGAAGCCUGGAAAAUCUCUAAAACCAUACUGUUAUAUAAAAAAGGGGACCUUAACUCCAUUAACAACUGGAGACCCAUUACCAUUCAAUUGACAAUAGCCAAACUCUACUCUUCCUGCAUCGCCCGCAGCAUCAGGGAAUGCUGUAUCCAAAACGACAUCAUUUCCAGUAACCAGAAGGGAUUUAUGCCGACUCCCGGCUGUAUCCAACACGACUAUCUGAUUCACUCCGCCAUCCGGAAAGCAAAGAGAUGUAAAUCAUCCGUAUUCAUUUGCUCCUACGACUUUCAAGAUGCGUUCGGCUCCAUCGACCACUCAUUGAUACGUAAGUCGUUAAACAAUCUAGGCUUCGGACGUGACUCGACUGACAUCGUUAUGAGUCUCUACAGUAACAUCAACUUCUGGGUGGAAACCCCCUCGGGAAAAACUCAGCUCAUCCCUCAGAAGCGUGGCGUUAAACAGGGAGAUCCAUCCUCUCCCCUCGUCUUUAAUCUGGUCUUGGAGAACUUAUCGAGAGCUCUAAACAAGCUACCGAAGACCAGUCAGGGAUUCAACCAUCUACUGUAUGCCGACGACCUCACUAUAAUCUCGGAAACACCCCAACACCUUAUACAGCUGCACGAAUCGGUUAUCAACUUCAACACAAAUUCUGGUCUCUCCCUCAAUAUCAAUAAAUGCAAACUUCUCGCCUGUAAAGGCACAAAAAAUUCUAUCAAAGGCACGCUCUCCAGCCGGGAUCUAGACAUCUCCCUGAAAGUCGGCAACCACACCAUCAAACCUAUCCCCUCCAAGGACUCCUUCCGGUAUCUCGGCAAUAAACUGGGUAAACUAAGGAACGGCAUCUGGUCCUCCUUCUGGGAACUACUUAACGAUACCAAGGCUCUUUUGGACAAAACUGCUUCCAGCCCCCUGCUGAUUCAUCAGAAGCAUCACCUUCUGCGCACCUUCAUCUGUCCGCGAUGGGAAUACUACAUCCGUUUGAACGGGCUAGGCACAUCAUACGCCAAAAAACUCGGAGAAGCCCUCAGAGACGCCGUCCGGAAAUACGUCGGUCUUCCCAAACAGACUGCACGUGCUACUUUCCACUCCCUCCCAGAGGACGGGGGACUCAAUAUCCCCGACCCCUGGACUUGGUGCUGCGCCACGCAGAUCUCGCACAUCAUCGACCUUCUGAAUUGCGACGAUGCGCUAGUCCGCAGCGCCAUCCGUGACGAAAUUAUUCUUUUAAUAAAAACCAGAUAUCGCCCCUCCCCCGACGCCUACACCGACAAUGACGGCCUGAUGCUCGAUUAUCUUAAUAGUCACUUGGAGCACAGGAAGCGUGCUAAAUUCAUCGACUGCUCCGAUCCGACCGCUAUGAUCCCGAAUUACAUCCGCGAUGCCAACGUACGGAUCUCGCUUCAGGAGGGUCAAUUCCGCAUCACCCAACCAGAUGGCACGGAAUUUCGUAACCGUUAUCGGAACAACAUAACCAAACAACUCAAAACCCUACUAAAAUCCCGCAUGGCCGACGACUGGUGUAGCAGGGAAGGGGGCCAAGGGAAAGCCAUGGCCACGUGCAGGAACACUGUGUCGAAUUCCUGGAUCAACUCACCCUGCCUAUCAAAAGGCACCUACGCCUUCGCCUUAAAAGCCCGGCUUGAUCUUCUUCCCACUAAAGCUAAUCUUUUUCGGUGGAAGAAAUCCCCCACCAGCCUCUGCUCCCACUGUGGUGAACGCGAAACUAUGCAUCACAUCCUCUCGAAGUGUCACCAAUAUAUGCCGCUCAGACGCGAGUUACAUAACAAAAUUCUGACGCGGAUCAGCAAGACGAUUCACUAUAACAACAAGGGCCCGGACGUCACCGUAGCUAUCGACAAAUCGAUAGACGAGCUGGGAGACGAUAACCUACGCCCCGAUAUUGUGAUACGUAACGAGAAAGAGAAAAAAAUCAUUAUUAUAGAUCUGGCCAUCACGAGCCAAUACGGCAAGGAUUGCAUCAACGCCUCCCGCCAAAAUAAAAUUGAAAAAUACCGCCACAUAGGGGACCACUUUGCCGCGAGAGGAUACAACGUUGUAAAUGACGCAAUCGUGUUUGGCUCCAUGAGGGGAACCGACUCCCGUAACACAAAGCUCUUUAAAACCUGUGGCUCUCCUGUCAAAUUUUCUGCCAAGAUGCAUAAAUUUAUUAUAUCUGACAUCCUGAAAUUCGCUCACAAAAUAUGGGGACAAAGAUGUGGCCCGCGGAUUACCCCUGCCAUCCGCUAGCUUACCGGGUAUAUCAGCUUGUACUUUUAUAUACUUAUAUGUGU